Striga hermonthica is the source of this 924-nucleotide messenger RNA. Lineage: Eukaryota; Viridiplantae; Streptophyta; Magnoliopsida; Lamiales; Orobanchaceae. The record is from the annotation of a GenBank genome assembly.
AUGCAAUCCUUGUCGACUAAUGAGCCGGUUGUUUCAGUUGACUGGCUCCGUGCCAACCUCCAAGAACCGGAUUUGAAGGUGUUGGAUGCAUCUUGGUACAUGCCACACGAACAGAGGAAUCCAUUCGAAGAGUAUAAGGCUGCGCAUAUUCCUGGUGCACUUUUCUUUGAUCUUGAUGGCAUAUCGGAUCGAGCUAGUGAAUUGCCACAUAUGCUGCCAUCAGAAGAAGCAUUUGCUGCUGCUGUAUCUGCCCUCGGCAUUGAGAAAAAAGACGCCAUUAUAGUCUAUGAUGGGAAGGGGAUUUUCAGUGCACCUCGUGUUUGGUGGAUGUUUCGAGUAUUCGGGCAUGAUAGGGUUUGGGUUUUAGAUGGUGGUUUUCCCAAAUGGCAGGCUUCGGGCUAUGAUGCUGAAUUAUCUGCUACCAGUGAUAAUAUAUUGAAAGCUAUUGCUGCUAGUGAUGCAGUAGAGAGAGUAUGCGAAGGGGAACGGGUUGGACCAGUUACCUUCCAGACCAUUUUUCAGCCGCAUCUUGUUUGGACACUUGAGCAGGUCCUGAAAAAUAUUGAAGAACAAAGAUAUCAACAUCUAGAUGCUCGUGCAAAGGCUAGAUUUGAUGGGGUUGCGCCUGAGCCGUGGAAGGGAAUAAAAAGUGGCCAUAUUCCAGGGAGCAAAUGUCUUCCCUUUCCCGAGAUGUUGGAUGGCUCUCAGAGCCUUUUACCAGCUCCUGAGCUGAAGCGUAGAUUCGAACAGGAAGGAAUCGCGAUAGAAAGCCCCAUAAUGACGUCGUGCGGAACUGGCGUGACAGCAUGUAUCUUAGUACUGGGCCUUCAUCGACUGGGGAAGGCUGAUGUUCCGGUUUUUGAUGGGUCGUGGGCCGAGUGGGCAACAAAUGCAGAUUUACCUGUGGUUACUUCUCAAUUUUAG